Linum tenue is the source of this 1664-nucleotide messenger RNA. NCBI's taxonomy places the organism in Eukaryota, Viridiplantae, Streptophyta, Magnoliopsida, Malpighiales, Linaceae. The record is from the annotation of a GenBank genome assembly.
CGCAAAGGAGAAGGAGUAGUUGGUUUUGACAUAAAAAAAAAAAAAAAAAGAGGAUUUCUGACCUCUUCGCCGCUGCAAUUCCAAUCUCCGCCUCCCACCGCCGAAUCCUUUCUCCUCCAUCCCGGCGUGCGCUAUAUAUCCCUUCAAUCCGUCCUGUCGAUGCCAUGGCGACCGAGAGCAGCGAACAACUCCUCGGCGGUUCCAGAAAACGGGAACGAAUCGAUUUAGAGGCAAAUCCUCUGAUCCGAAAGCUCGGGGACGAUCUCCUCGUAGAGAUUCUGAUUCGCCUCCCCGACGCUAGAUCCGCCUUCCGCUGCAAACCCGUCUGCCAGCUGUGGUUCUCCGUCAUGUCCGAUGCCUCCUUCAACCGCCGCUUCGUUUCUCACCGCCAGAUGAUGACCUCCGACGAUCUCAAAUCCAUGGUACUCUGCUUUCUCCCUCCCCACUUUCAUCAUUGUUAUGGAGUUAAAGACCGAGGCGCUCUCCAAGUUUUGGAUUGCGACAAGGACCUGGUUUUAUGCGGGUUUCGGGAUACAGAUUUCAAGGACAGGGCACAGACCAGAUCGUACCUGGUCUGCAAUCCGUUUACGAAGCAGUGUUAUGAUCUCCCCCCAGCGCCCAGGAAGUUGAUAAGGUAUGUAGCUCCGGUCACAAAGCUAGUUUGUGAGCCGCAAACAUCCCGGAAUAGGUUCCGAGUGGUGUGUAUAUAUCAAGCUCUCCAGGAUUCUAUCAGACUAGACGUGUUUUGUUCCGAGUCUGGAGAAUGGACCAAGGAUGCUCUUGUCUGCGAUGGUCAUGUCAGGUGGACUAUAAAACCUAUAGUUUCGUGCAAGGGGGAGUUGUUUUGGAUUUAUCGAAAAAACCCUGACACGGUUACUCUAUUGGUUGAUGCGUUCAAUCCCUUCCGGCUUGAUGAUACGCCUCACACCUCCAUUGAUGUUUCUGAGUUUGUUGUGAAACCGGGCUGGUUUCUUGCACUUGCAGUCUCUCAGGACGCGUUGCACUUUAUAGCGCGGGAAGACGAGGCUCCACCUUCUCGCUCGAGCGUCUGGAGGCUGGAAGAAGACCGUAAAUCUUGGAGAAAACAAUGCGAGGGAUUGCUGUACAGUACAUCAAAGUGUGGUAGCUAUGAAUUGAAGAAGGGCUAUAACGAGCCCUUUCUGCAUCCACAGAAGCCGGAAAUUGUCUUCUUUAGUGGGGCUGGAAGAGGUGAAGCCAAGGGUUUCUUGUUGGGAUGCUCCAAUUCCGAAUUUGGAGAAGUUGCGAGCCAUGCACAAGAGCAGUGAUCCAAUUCCAAGGUACAGAGAAGUUGCUGCAAGUAAUGGUGUCUUGUUGGGCUGCUCCAGUUCCAAGGUAAAGGUACGAUAUACCAGAAAAAAGAAGACAUCCAAGGUGCGAGAAAUUGCAAGGCAGCAUGAACAAUUGGAUUAGUGAAUCACUUGUUACAAAUUGAAAAAGAAACUAUUUUUUCUGUCAUAUGUAUUUAUUUAUGUUAAAGUAACUAUUUUUAUUUUUAGAUGCUACUUUGAGUGGUUUUGGUGAUUGUUUGGUUGAGAUAGUUACAAGGAAUGCGUUAGGGUGAUUCCUCAAAAUUGAGUAAUCACCGUGGCUACUAAAAUCUACACUCUUUAUUAUCUUUAUUUCAUCCUAAUUUUAAUUUGACG